AUGCAGGUGGUGCCGCAGGGCUGGGUCGGCGGGGAGGGCGCGCGCAGCGGGCAGGCGCCGCCGCCGCUGCAGCGCUCGCUGCUGGGAGCCAGCGGGUCGAUGCGGGCGCAGCUGUCGCUGGCGGAGUCUGUUGUGCUUGCCAGCCCCUCUGACCAGCUGGCGGGGGCAGCCGACUCUCUGGUGGUGGAGGCGCUGCUGCACGAGCUGCGCGGCGUGGCGGCGCUCGAGGAGGAGGCGCUGGAGCUGUGGGUGCAGGGGCUGGGCGCUGUGGAGCAGGCGGUACGGGAGCCGUACCGCCCCGCCCCCGCCCCCCGCGCCCACCUGGCACUCCUGCACCGCCAGCUCAUCGUGGCCGUGCUGCGCCGCCUGGACACGCUGCUGUUCAGGAAGCUGCUGGUGGAUGAGGGGGAGGGGCUGCCGCUGCGCCUGCCCAGCAUGGGGGGGCGCGACGCCUUUUCACGCGGCGCAGAGGCCGACGAGGUGCUGGGGGGCGGCGGCGACGCGGCGGCGGUGGGCCUGCUGGAGCCCGCGCUGCUGCCCUUUGCCAGGGGGGCACUCACCUUUGGCACCGGCGUGAGCCUGAAGAUGGCGGUCAGCCGGCUCAACAGCUGGGCGGCAGACUGCGGGGUGAAGGAGGAGCGGAUGCCGCAGGCACGCGGGCGCGGCGCUGGACGCAGCACAGAGAUGAGUGACUACCGCCUGUUCCCCUGCCUGCGUGCCACAGCAGACCUGCUGAUGAUGCCCAAGCAGGCGCGCAGUAGCGGGAGGGCCGUGCUGGCUGACCCCCAGAUGCGGCGCGAGGUGGUGCCCGGCCUGCCGCUGCACCGUGUGUGCCAGCUGCUGGAGCGGUUUGAGCCCGACGACAACGCGCCCGACCCGCUGCCGCCAGGCCUGCUGGAGGCGCUGCACAGCGAGAGCCCGCGCAGCGACGGCGGCAGCACGCCCUCCCCCACCGCCAAGGCCGAGGAAGAGUAUGCGGCACCGUCUGGGGCCGCCCUGCUGGCAGAAGGCAAGCAUAACUGGUACUCUACCUGA
Chlorella variabilis is the source of this 1035-nucleotide messenger RNA. RefSeq lists its product as hypothetical. The record is from RefSeq and is a predicted model, not a curated record. The transcript is spliced from 9 exons. Lineage: Eukaryota; Viridiplantae; Chlorophyta; Trebouxiophyceae; Chlorellales; Chlorellaceae. Bases 1 to 1035 code for a protein of 344 amino acids.